CUCUGAGUCAAGAACCGGGCGCCGCUCGCUUUCGUCUCUUCUCUGUGAGAUUCAAAUAUAUUCUUCAUUUUUGAACAUUUUUGAACAAAUAUCAGGUUGUUUUUUUAAACUAAAUGAGUCGCAGAGGAGACAGCGAUGAGGACAGCGGGGGUAAAAAGACAGUCACGUAUGUUUUUAGCUCUGAUUUCAUUCACACAUGCGACACUUUGUCCAAAGUACCAAACAGGGCGAGUAUGGUUCACUCACUGAUAGAAGCUUAUGGUCUGCUGGAACAUAUGAGUGUUGUGAAGCCUCGUGUGGCCACCAUCGAGGAGAUGGCCAGGUUCCACACAGACUCUUACCUGGAACAUCUUCAUAAAAUCAGCGAGGACGGCGACAACGAUGACCCUCAGUCAGUCGACUAUGGUUUAGGUGAGAAAUGGCAGGAUUAAUUUUCACUGGUGCCUCACAGCAAGGGGGUCAAAGGUUUGAAUACCGUCUCAUUAAAGUCCUGUGUGGAGUUUUCAUUUUUAUGUUCUCCGUGUGUGUGUGUG
Messenger RNA from Solea senegalensis (Senegalese sole), 533 nucleotides. RefSeq names its product histone deacetylase 8-like. Lineage: Eukaryota; Metazoa; Chordata; Actinopteri; Pleuronectiformes; Soleidae. The record is from RefSeq and is a predicted model, not a curated record. Bases 114 to 431 code for a protein of 105 amino acids. Gene Ontology annotation, molecular function: histone deacetylase activity. The transcript is spliced from 3 exons.